Trichoderma gamsii is the source of this 1074-nucleotide messenger RNA. RefSeq lists its product as hypothetical. The transcript has 2 exons. Bases 1 to 1074 code for a protein of 357 amino acids. NCBI's taxonomy places the organism in Eukaryota, Fungi, Ascomycota, Sordariomycetes, Hypocreales, Hypocreaceae. Gene Ontology annotation, cellular component: plasma membrane. The record is from RefSeq and is a predicted model, not a curated record. Gene Ontology annotation, molecular function: ferric-chelate reductase activity. Gene Ontology annotation, biological process: iron ion transport; intracellular iron ion homeostasis; copper ion import.
AUGAAGCUGGCAUCCACGGUUCUGGUGGUGGCGAGUGUAUUCGCACCCGCCACUGCGCUGCAGGGCUUUGGCGCUCAGUCCAUCGGAUAUUUCCCCUAUUGUGCCACGGCGUGCAACCGGGCGUUGGGAAGCAAUUUCUUGUCAUGUUCCUUCGAUGGCUACAUCCCCGGCGGCAUGAUGGACAGCGACUCAGCCUCGGCCACGCCUGCGUGUCGAGGGAGCAACAUGCCGUUCCUCUCCUCGCUGGCGUACUGCAUCAGCACCCACUGCAAUCAUGACAUGGGCAUCAUCGAGACCUGGUGGGCGGCCAAGAGCACGGGGUCAGGUGGUGCCUUUGAGCCGCCCAAGUGGUCCUAUCAGGAGGCUUUGAUGAACGUCACAGCUGCACCAACUCACGUCCUUACGGCCAAAGAUAAUUUGACAUCGACUGUGCUUUCCAACGAGACCAGUUACCGGAAUCAAUACGGCACGCUGUUCAUGGUGGACCGUGAGGAGUUCCUACAUGAGAAAUACGGGCUUGUCCUCCUUAUGGUGGCCGUUGGCAUCCCGCUGCUCGCCACUUGGCUAGGCUAUCUUCCGUUUGUGAACCCUCUCAUCCACAAGCUCAAGCCCUAUAUCAUCUGGCCCAGCACCAUCGGGUCGUAUCAAGUCCGGCCGCUCCCCUAUCUCGGCGGAACUGCCCUGACAAGAGGCCAAGCAUUGUACGUGGCUGCAAUGGCCAUCCUCACCGUUGUGUUCAUGGCAGUGCACUAUGAGACGUAUCAGCCGAACCUGUGGUACCCAGGCCAGAGCGUCGAGCUCAUGGCAUAUGUUGUAUGGCGCACCGGCUGCUACUCUCUCGCCCUGCUGCCCGUUGUUCUUCUAUUCGCCGCCAGAAACAACACUCUGCUGUGGCUGACCAACUGGUCUCAUGGGACGUACAUUCUUCUUCAUCGCUGGGUGGCCCGAAUAUUCGUCUUGCUUGUCAUCAUCCACUCAGUCCUCUCUCUCGUCUACUAUGUAAAGACGGCAACUAUGAUUCUAGCCUGGGCGAGGCAUGGUGGGUUUGGGGAUGCGUGGGAACUGUCGCUAUGA